ACACUAUCACACCGCAAAACACGCCCAAAGUUUUGAGGAAAAGGGGAUUUCCCUCUUUAAUCUCUAUAUGAUCACGUCUGUAAUUCUACCAGACCACAAAUCAACUCGAUAAUGGCGUCAUUUUGUUCAAAGUUGUUGAGUUGGUUCCACAUUGGUUUGAUACUUGGUGGCUUCUGUUCUGCUGGCGACCCAUUUGUGAAUUACGAACUCGAGUUCUCUUACAUCACUGCUUCUCCACUUGGCGUUCCCCAGCAGGUCAUAGCAGUGAACGGGGAGUUUCCAGGUCCAACCCUAAAUGUUACUACCAAUUACAAUGUCGUCGUCAACGUCAAGAACAAAUUAGACGAAAGCCUCCUCAUUACAUGGCCUGGAAUAGAAAUGCGUCGAUCUUCUUGGCAAGAUGGAGUUCUGGGCACUAAUUGUCCCAUUCCUCCAAAUUGGAACUGGACAUACCGAUUUCAAGUCAAGGAUCAAAUCGGUAGCUACUAUUAUGCUCCAAGUACUGAUUUCCAAACAGCAGCAGGUGGAUUCGGUGGUUUUGUUAUCACAAAUCGCAAAAUUAUACAACUCCCUUUUAAUACCCCCGAUGGAGAUAUUAUCAUCACCAUUGGUGAUUGGUACACCAGAAACCACUCGGCACUCAGAGCUACUCUUGAUGCUGGAAAAAACCUUGGUAUUCCAGAUGGAGUCCUCAUCAAUGGAAACGGACCUUUUAAAUACAAUUCCACUGUUCCCGAUGGCAUUAACCACACCACAAUUAAUGUUGAUCAAGGAGUCGCUAUUUUGCAUUAUUCAAAUUCUCAAGGCCAAGCAUCCGGCCCUCUACCCAAUCCUCCAAACGAAGAUUCUGAGUAUUCGUUCGCGUUAAAUCAAGCACUUUCCAUCAGGAUGAAUAAUACGGCUAGUGGGGCCCGGCCAAACCCGCAGGGUUCGUUUCAUUACGGGUCGAUUAAUGUAACGGAUACGUAUAUGUUACGAAGUGUUGAGCCGAUGAUGAUUGAUGGGAAAAUUCGUGCUUCUUUUAACGGGAUUUCGUUUGGGAAUCUUGAUACACCGGUGAGGCUUGCAGAUGAUCAUCAUGUGAAGGGUGUUUACAAACUUGAUUUUCCGAAAAUACCCUUAAACGGACCUCCACGGGUGGGAAGAUCCAUCAUCAAUGCUACGUAUAAAGGGUUUGUGGAAAUCAUAUUGGAGAACAAUGAUACUGUAGUUCAGAGCUUUCAUAUGGAUGGUUUUUCCUUUUUUGUUGUCGGAAUGGCUUAUGGGAAUUGGACAGAAAACAGCAGGGGUUCUUAUAAUCGAUGGGAUGCUAUUUCACGCUCUACAAUCCAGGUUUUUCCGGGAGGAUGGACUGCGAUAUAUGUUUAUCUUGAUAAUGUGGGAGCUUGGAAUCUUAGAACAAUGAAUCUUGAUAGAUGGUAUUUAGGUCAAGAAACUUAUAUCAGAAUCAUAAAUCCAGAAGAUCAUCACCAGAAAACCGAAUUACCUGUGCCUGAUAAUGCAUUGUUUUGUGGUGACCUUGGACACUUGCAAAAGCCUCAAAGAACAUUGUCUACGGCAGGAUCAAACAUCCAAGAACCAGCAAAGUCAACUUUUUUGUUGUUGAUCAUGGGAUUUUCAGCUGUUGUUUAUAUGAUUAUAUGAUUUAAGACUGUUUAGGUUUUGUUCACAGCUGUUGUUUAUAUGAUUAUAUGAUUUAAGAAUGUUUAGGUUUUGUUCAAAAUGUAGAUUUUUCAGGUUAUUAGAAUGGUAGUGGUACUGCAGUCCCAAGAGAGGUGGUCUUAUUUCUUUAUUUGUUGAAUGCUAUAUUAGCAGGAUGAAAAUAUUUUUUUAUUGACACAUCUUGAAUAUUGUUUUGGUUGAA
Messenger RNA from Lactuca virosa, 1864 nucleotides. The record is from the annotation of a GenBank genome assembly. Lineage: Eukaryota; Viridiplantae; Streptophyta; Magnoliopsida; Asterales; Asteraceae.